CUGUAGUGCCGCCCCAUCCCUCCCUCGUUCUCAUGUGUCUGUUUCCUGUUCUUGCACAAUUCUCUUGUUUUCCUCUCCGUGGCUCUUCCACAGAUACAUUAAGUGAUGAUGGAUGAUCAUCCAACAGGAAGCUCAGCUGAGCCCGUCACCACUGUAACCGGUGGCGAUAAGCCUUUGCAUCGCUUCCUUAGAGGAGAACCCAAGUGUAUUGGAAUUGUGUUGGUGAUCAUGGGCGUGUCUCUGAACAUGUUUGGAAUUACUGUACACACGAGUUUGUAUGGUUCAACAGACGCAUUGAGCGCAUUCUGGCUUGGCAUUCUGUUCAUCACCUGUGGCAUUCUGUAUAUACUGUCUGAACACAACCCAACCAAAAAGAUCAUCACAGCUAGCUUUGCUGUCAGUAUUGUCUCAGCCAUUGGAGUGGUAGUUGCUGCAAUAAACCUCAUAAGGGCUUCUAUUGACUUCCAGCACCAUCACUGGUUUUUUGAAGGGAAUAAUACGGAGGACUAUAUUUAUGCAAGCCAACAUUACUUGUCAGUUGAUACCAUGGAGCGAGUGUUCCUCUUCCACAGUCUGGUAGGAGGCGUUCUGAUUGUAACCAUGAUGUUCUUUGCAAGAGCUGCGUUACGCUCCAGUAGAACACGGGCUGUUGUUGUUAUGAGAAAUCUGCCGUCAGUGGAGUAGACCAAACACACAAACAAACCAAAAUCAUCCCAAUGAGAAUCUGAAGAACCACACCGAUAAAUGAAAGAACAUUUCACUAACAGUCAUGUGUGAUGUUAAAUGUGUUAAACAAUAUUGAACUGUUGUUUAUGUCCAAUGUUUCUACAAUGUGAAUAAGAGAAACAACAGUAUGUUUACAAUGAAAAUGUUUGGUAGAAUUUUAAUCCACACUGAUCAAUGAAUGUGGUCAAAUUAGAUAAAUUUACUAACAAUGUGCAUAACUCAAUAAGGUACAGUAUAUAACUUUCAUGUUUGUACUUUGUAUUUUGUAUGUGUGAUAGGCUAGGAAAGUUUUAAUAACUGCAUGAACGUCCAAUCAUAUUUUUGUAUUUUUAUACUUUUUAUAAUAAACAAAUUAAACACAUUAUGAUUUACUUAAAA
This is a messenger RNA of Paramisgurnus dabryanus, 1104 nucleotides long. Its product is annotated as membrane-spanning 4-domains subfamily A member 15. The record is from RefSeq and is a predicted model, not a curated record. Gene Ontology annotation, cellular component: membrane. NCBI's taxonomy places the organism in Eukaryota, Metazoa, Chordata, Actinopteri, Cypriniformes, Cobitidae.